Parnassius mnemosyne (clouded apollo) is the source of this 2358-nucleotide messenger RNA. Lineage: Eukaryota; Metazoa; Arthropoda; Insecta; Lepidoptera; Papilionidae. The record is from the annotation of a GenBank genome assembly.
AUGUCGGGCGGCAACUCGUCGAAGAACAAGGCGCGCUCCUCCAAACGCCAGGAAGGCUGGGAAGAAGCCGGUGGUGAAUUCUAUCAGGAGCUGUAUCCUGGAGGAGAACAAGAACUAUUCGAGAAUCUCCAACGAGCCGAUGCCGCGAAGCUCGCUACUUUACUACCUUCGAAGCAGGCCAGGAACACAACAACAGUCAAACGGGGCCGGUCGCAAAAUGAGAGGCGGCAGUCCACCUUCGCAAGGAACACACAGAGUCGGGAUAUCCAUCUAUCCAUGCUGCCCGAUUUAUCCGAGAACUUGUCGAACGAAGAACGGAGCUGGGAGGAGAUCAUGCAGAUCAAGGCGAUGCCGGUCCCCAUGGCUCAAAAAAGAGAGUUAAAGGCACGACUACAGAAUGCAACGAAGCUGCGUUUGCAAGGAUUCGAACAGUUGCAAUGGCGCCAAAGGAAGGUAUGGCACAGGUUUCGAACGAGGCUCGCCGAGGUGUUGGGCAAGUUGGAGCUCUGGCAAUCGCCAAUGAGGGUGAUCGAGGGGAAGUUCGGGACGGGCGUGGUCUGCUACUUCCUCUUCCUGCGUUGGCUACUGUUCCUAAACAUUGCCAUUUCGAUGUUCAUCGUACUGUUCCUAAUUCUACCGAAUACGUUGCUCAAGGAGAACUGUGAAGACUGCGAAAGUCUAGACUACAAUUCCACUCUCUGCUGUCCAGAGCGAUCCGGAAAUGUUACCUCGAACAACGUGGUCCUCGACCUGAUCCAAGGUACAGGUUGGAUGGAAGGGACUUUGCUAUUUUAUGGCGUUUACAGCGAUAAAAUCUUCGAGUACAGUCUGCCUAAUUUGUGGGGGGCGGAAAUGGUGUACAACAUGCCUUUAGCCUAUAUUUUGGUUCCGAUCGCUUGGGCCCUUCUCUCGCUAGUCGCGAUUGUGAAAACCGGUGCGAAGGGUUUCAAAGAGAGACUGGUGGAGAACGAGGGUCAGUUCUAUCUGUAUUGCAACCUCGUGUUCGGAGGCUGGGACUUCUGCGUUCACAAUGCGAAGUCGGCGAAAAUAAAGCACAAAGCCCUCUUCAACGAAAUCAAGGGCUGCUUGCAAGAGGAAAGGUACAAAGAAGAGAAGCAGUCCAGAACGAGAGAAGGCACUAUACUCCUGCAUCUACGGCGGGUGGUGAUAAACAUUUUCGUGUUGGUAAUACUGGUCGUAUCCGGUGUAGUCAUAUACAUGACGUUUAAUUUCUCAACGUCGUCUCUAUACGAAUAUACCGAGAACUUGCCCACGUUGCGGCCAAACGACUCGUUCGCAGACACCCUGGUCUCUUACAAAGAUGACAAUACGGAUAACCAAAUACGAAGCACGCUCUUACAAUUUCUACCUUACGUCUGUAUAGUUGUGCUGAAUCUCUUCGUACCGGAGAUAUUCGGUUAUUUAAUAACCUACGAGAGCUAUAAACCUAGGCACGUGAUCCUGAUAACUUUGCUGAGGACUGUUUUGCUUAGGCUAGCGUCUUUCGUGGUGCUGCUUAGUCAGGUGUACAUGCAAACGAGCGGCCUCCUCGAUUCCGGAGAUCAUGCGGUCAGAUUGGAAUGCUGGGAGACUUUCGUUGGCCAACAGUUCUACAAGUUGAUCCUAACGGACUUUGCCGUACAGUUCAUCAUGACGUUCUUUUUAAACUUCCCGAGGGCGUUCCUCGGCCGCCAUUCUAACAGCCGCUGUCUAAAAACUAUCGGCACGCAGAAUUUCUACCUCCCGAAACACGUGCUCGAUAUAGUUUACAUACAGACGAUAAUCUGGAUGGGCGCCUUCUUCUGUCCCUUCCUACCUAUCAUUGGAACCAUCUUCUACUUCUUUCUAUUCUAUAUAAAGAAGUUCAACUGCUUAAUCAAUUGCACUCCGUCACCAAUCGUGUACAGAGCGUCGAAAUCCAAAUCUCUAUUCAUGUCGGUAUUGCUAGUCGGGUUUGUUAUGUCUAUAGCUCCAGUGGCGUAUUCCAUCGCGGAGAUGUCUCCUUCGCUCAACUGUGGCCCUUACAAGUCCUACGGGACAGUUUGGUACUUCGUUAUAACUACCUUCAAUUUAUUCCCACCCGUGGUUCGGGAGGUUGUCUUCUUGAUGGGAACGUCUACGUUCGCAGUGCCGGCUUUCGCAAUAGCAUUGUUCUUUUUGUAUUACUAUUGGGCUGUGGCCACAGCUAACCGGCAUAUGGUGGCCGUGCUGAGGAACCAGUUGGUCUUAGAGGGCCACGAUAAACAGUUCUUGUUGAACCGACUGAGUGCUUUCAUCCGCCAGCAUCAGAAACGCUGUGAGAGGCGAAACAGAGCAAGUUUCGCUGAUGACGACUCGUCGGUAAGACAGGGAUCUUAG